UGGUAGGGCUGCAGGGCGGCCAGCAAUCAUUACCCAAGCAUGUACGGAUAGAGUGUACGUAUAUCGGAUCUUCCAUGCAGAUAUAGCGAAUGCCUUGUUUUCCACGGCAUUUUGCGUCCACCUCCGAGCAAUUCUCUUUGGCCAUUUUGUUGGGAAUUCCCCCCACAGCGAACGGGCGGAUCCGUGGAUGGGUCUCGACCUGUCCGUUUUUCGGGAGCCACUAGUGAUCCCCUGGCCAGCCACUCGACGACUCAGCGACUGCGCAUUCCUGAGGUUAAUGCGAAUAGCGUGUCGACCACGGGUCCACCUCUGAUUCUGAGAAUUUCAGGAACUGGUCGGGUCUGAUUGGUUCCUGCGGGCAACGGUCAGGAGAGACCCUUGCCUUUGACAGAAAAUUUAGAUCCCAAAAUGUACAUAGGGAGCAGCGUCGGUCAGUUCUGUCACCUCUGCUGGCUUGUUCGUCUUCUACCACUAUCCCACCAUGGCUGAACUUCGCAAGCGGCCUGUCGAGGCAGCGCAGCCCAUCGACCAGGACAACGUCCCCAGCCUGCAAUCCCUCAAAGAUGCCAUUCCCAAGGAAUGCUUCGAUUCGUCCGUCGUGACUUCGCUCCUCUACCUCGCCCGUGACAUCCUGUACUGCGCCAUCCUCGCCUACGGCGCGUUCCACAUCCACCUUCUCCCUUCCCUGCCGCUUCGGAUUCUCGCCUGGGCCGUCUACGGCUUCUUCCAGGGCUGUGUUGGAACUGGACUAUGGAUUCUCGCUCAUGAGUGCGGCCACGGCGCCUUUUCCAAGCACCAGUCCUUCAACGAUUUUGUCGGAUGGGCCGCUCACUCGUUCCUCAUGGUUCCCUACUUCUCCUGGAAGAUCACCCACGCGCGUCACCACCGCUACACCGGCCACAUGGAGAAGGACACGGUCUUUGUGCCCUGGACCGACGACCAGCUGGCCAAGAAGAAGAACGUCCGCAUCGAGCAGCUCAAGCAUCUCGCCGAGGAGACCCCGAUUGUUUCCUUUGUGCAGCUGAUCGGCCACCAGUUGAUGGGCUGGCAGCUGUAUCUGUUCCUGAACGUCACGGCCGGCCCUAAGAGUCUGCCCGACGGCGGCAGCCGCACCGGCAUGUCCAGCCACUUCAACCCGUUUGGUGAGAUCUUCAGCAAGUCGCAGGUGCUGAGCGUCGCCCUGUCGGAUCUGGGACUGUUGAUCAUGGGAUCGAUUCUGUACUAUGCGUCGACUCAGGUUGGCGUGUGGAAUGUGGUUCUGUUGUACUUUAUCCCGUACCUGUGGGUGCAUCACUGGUUGAUUGCUAUUACCUACCUUCAACACACCCACCCGGAAGUCCCGCACUACUCUGCUGAAACCUGGACCUACACCAAGGGUGCCUUGGCCACCAUCGACCGCAGCAUCGGUUUUAUUGGUCGUCACUUUUUCCACGAGAUCAUUGACUAUCACGUCGUGCACCACCUCUUCAGCCGUAUUCCUUUCUACAAGGCCGAGGAGGCCACUCGUGCUAUCCAGCCCCUGCUGGGCGAGAAGUACCGCGAGGAGAAGGAGGAGAGCUUCCUGUACUCGCUGAUGACGACGUUCCGCAAGUGCAUUUACGUGUCGGAUGCGGGCAAGAAGAAAGGCGUGUUGCACUUUGUGCUGGCGGAGGAGGCUAAAUGAUGUACUCUGUUGUUGAUUGUGGAUUGAUUGUAUACAUGGGUAUGGUGUUUGGGUGGUGAUUGCAUGUAUGAUAGACAUAGACUAUAGACUUGCAUAGAACAAACUUUCCUCGACUCGUUAUUGCAGCAGUAUGCGUGCAGUGGGUGAGGAGAGGCCCGUCAGGUGUGGUUCCAUGUGAGAUUUUACAUUCGGAUCCUCCCUUCUGGUCUGUGCUUUGACUCAGGAGAGACCUCGGAAAUCGUCGAGAUCAUCGUCAAGAGUGGGCUGGAUUGGUCUCCGUCAGCUGGCUAAUUAUUUAGGGUUCACCUUACCUCGGCUGUAAGAGGGC
Aspergillus ibericus CBS 121593 is the source of this 1991-nucleotide messenger RNA. RefSeq names its product oleate delta-12 desaturase. Lineage: Eukaryota; Fungi; Ascomycota; Eurotiomycetes; Eurotiales; Aspergillaceae. The record is from RefSeq and is a predicted model, not a curated record. The coding region runs from base 482 to 1663 and encodes 393 amino acids. Gene Ontology annotation, biological process: lipid metabolic process. Gene Ontology annotation, molecular function: oxidoreductase activity. The transcript is spliced from 3 exons.